Messenger RNA from Opisthorchis viverrini, 309 nucleotides. RefSeq lists its product as hypothetical. NCBI's taxonomy places the organism in Eukaryota, Metazoa, Platyhelminthes, Trematoda, Opisthorchiida, Opisthorchiidae. Bases 1 to 309 code for a protein of 102 amino acids. The record is from RefSeq and is a predicted model, not a curated record. The transcript is spliced from 2 exons. Gene Ontology annotation, molecular function: calcium ion binding.
AUGCAGACCCUCAGACACCACCUUGAUUUGAACGACGAUGGCGUGAUCACACUUCGCGAGUUCAAGGUUGGAAUGGGGCUAGUCGAGGAUCCCAUUGACUGGAGAAAGGUGUUUGACGCACUAGACCAGUCGAAAACUGGCGAAAUUACGACAGAAGAAAUAAAGUCCAUAUUCGAUCGUCUGGAUAUACCAAUGGUUUCCGCGGGCAUCGUGGAAUGGGUUGCUCAGUGCGAUACAAACCAGAAUGGAACAUUGGAUUAUGAUGAAUUUCUCAAAUUUGUCAGGGCAGAAGCAACAAGACCAUUAUAA